This is a messenger RNA of Danio rerio (zebrafish), 2114 nucleotides long. RefSeq names its product parathyroid hormone 1 receptor (gene pth1r). Gene Ontology annotation, biological process: cell surface receptor signaling pathway; G protein-coupled receptor signaling pathway. The record is from RefSeq and is marked provisional. Gene Ontology annotation, molecular function: G protein-coupled receptor activity; parathyroid hormone receptor activity; transmembrane signaling receptor activity. NCBI's taxonomy places the organism in Eukaryota, Metazoa, Chordata, Actinopteri, Cypriniformes, Danionidae. Gene Ontology annotation, cellular component: membrane; plasma membrane.
ACUUUUUUAUAUACCAGCAAACGAUGUACUAAUGGGAGGGGAGGAGAUGGAAGCGAAAUGACUGGCUCUUUGAAGGCGCUUAAACAGACGUAAACACCAGAGAAAUCCCAUUUUAAACUGACAGCACAUUUGCGUGAACUUGCGUCGGGAUGGGAGCCACGCUUAUCGUACGCACUUUAGGCUUUCUCUUCUGCGGCACCUUGCUGAGUUUCGUCUAUGGUCUGGUCGAUGCUGAUGAUGUCCUCACAAAGGAGGAGCAAAUCUAUCUUCUGUUCAACGCAAAACGAAAAUGUGAGCGAGCAAUCAAGUCAAAGCAUAAAACGUCUGAGGGAUCCUGUCUGCCAGAGUGGGAUGGCAUCCUAUGUUGGCCCGAGGGAGUUCCUGGAAAGAUGGUGUCCACUUCAUGCCCAGAGUACAUAUAUGACUUCAACCACAAAGGUCAUGCCUACCGCCGCUGCGACCUGAACGGGACCUGGGAACUGGCCUCACAUAACAACAAAACCUGGGCUAAUUACAGCGAAUGUGCCAAAUUCUUCCCCCAUUAUAACCAGAACCAGGAGAGGGAGGUUUUCGACAGACUUUACCUGAUCUACACAGUGGGCUACUCCAUCUCUUUGGGAUCACUUAUGGUGGCCACAGUCAUCCUCGGAUACUUUCGACGGCUCCACUGCACCAGGAACUACAUCCACAUGCACCUGUUUCUAUCGUUCAUGUUGAGGGCCAUUAGUAUCUUCGUGAAGGAUGUGGUGCUGUACUCUGGUUCGGCGCUGCAGGAAAUGGAACGAAUCACUGUGGAGGAUCUCAAAUCCAUCACUGAAGCCCCUCCUGCCAACAAAACCCAGUUUAUCGGCUGUAAGGUGGCGGUGACGCUCUUCUUGUACUUCUUGGCCACUAAUUAUUACUGGAUUCUGGUGGAAGGCCUGUACCUGCACAGCCUUAUCUUCAUGACCUUCUUCUCAGACAGGAAGUACCUCUGGGGCUUCACUCUGAUUGGUUGGGGUGUUCCUGCGAUGUUUGUCACCAUCUGGGCGAGUGUUAGAGCCACACUUGCUGACACUGAGUGCUGGGAUUUGAGUGCAGGAAACCUGAAAUGGAUUGUGCAGAUCCCCAUUCUCACUGCAAUUGUUGUCAAUUUUUUGUUGUUCCUGAAUAUAAUUCGAGUCUUGGCAACAAAACUUCGAGAAACAAAUGCGGGCAGAUGUGACACCAGACAACAAUAUAGGAAGCUGCUGAAGUCGACUCUGGUCCUCAUGCCGUUGUUCGGUGUUCACUACAUAGUCUUCAUGGCGAUGCCUUACACAGAAGUUUCUGGAGUACUGUGGCAAAUCCAGAUGCAUUAUGAAAUGCUCUUUAACUCAGUCCAGGGAUUCUUUGUUGCGAUUAUAUAUUGCUUCUGCAACGGAGAGGUCCAAGCGGAAAUCAAGAAGGCCUGGAACAGAAGGACUCUUGCUCUGGACUUCAAGAGAAAAGCCAGGAGCGGCAGUAACACAUACAGCUAUGGACCCAUGGUUUCUCACACCAGUGUUACCAAUGUGACGGCGCGGGGGCCGCUGGCCCUUCACCUCACCAACCGACUGGGGCACGUCACCACUAACGGCCACAGGAACCUUCCGGGAUACAUAAAAAACGGCUCCGUUUCAGAAAACUCCAUCCCGUCCUCGGGUCACGAGCUUCACAUUCAGGAGGAAGAGCCUUCGAAGACCUUCCAGAUGGAGAAAACCAUCCAGGUGGUGGAGGAGGAAAGAGAAACCGUCAUGUGACUUUACUGACGGACAAAUGCUAGAUAUAUUGAAGGAUUCAAGAGUCCUUCGCUUCUCAGGAUUUCCUUACAAUUGCUGUUGUUGGAGACACAGAGAAAGACCGGAGAAAUGAGCCACGAGUCUGGAAGCUACUGCAGCAUCUUCACCAGCAGCAUUUGGUAAAGGAGAACAGACUUUGCUUUGGAUUUUUUUAAAUAUUAGAUAUUCGCACUGUAGACAAGCAACUGCAGUGCUUUCAGGUCGUCAUAUCACCUCCAUACAUGAAGAACGGUGAGUUUGCAUCAGGAUCACGUCAUAUAAAGCAUUGUGGGACCGUGAAUUGUACAUAAAGAAGACACUCGUGUUAUUUUUAAA